Ceratina calcarata is the source of this 2068-nucleotide messenger RNA. Its product is annotated as odorant receptor 13a-like. Gene Ontology annotation, biological process: sensory perception of smell; detection of chemical stimulus involved in sensory perception of smell. The transcript has 6 exons. The coding region runs from base 533 to 1780 and encodes 415 amino acids. Gene Ontology annotation, molecular function: olfactory receptor activity; odorant binding. Gene Ontology annotation, cellular component: plasma membrane. The record is from RefSeq and is a predicted model, not a curated record. Lineage: Eukaryota; Metazoa; Arthropoda; Insecta; Hymenoptera; Apidae.
UUUUAUAUAAUAAUGAUGGUCGACUACUUUACAUAUGAAUCUUAUUCCCGUAUAUUUAAAGUAUAUCGUCUUCAAAACAUGUAUUUCAGUAGGAACACUGUGCUUCGGUUUAAGUACGCGAUGUUUGUGCACUGAUUACCAGAUGUGGGAGGAAGACAGAAUUUUCAAACUUCCCAUUGCCAAGUGGCAAUUAUUUUCGAUGUGUCACGUUUCUCAUUCCGCAAAGUUAGACCUCGAAGUGUGAAAUAUCGCUGUACAUAGAGUACUGAUGGACAAGUACAAAAGGACUUGUAAAUUAUAUUGCACUUAUAUGCACUCCGUGCAAUUUUACUGUCAACUAUGGUUUACUACCACGCUUGGAAACGAAGGGUGUUAAUUCAUUUUUCUUUUCUACGCCGAUAAAGAUAGAUUGUGUCAAGUAUAAGUACUCAAGAGUGGUCAAGACAGAUGACCACAAAGAAUUGACACAUCAAAGGAACGCUGGACGUCGUAUUAAUUGUUUAUAACACCGUGCAAGGCACGACGGUUCCACAUGUCCGCCAGUACGUCAGUCAACAUGCAAACGGGAAUGCGUUCGGACAUAUCAGUGAAAUUGUGCGUAUUUCUCUUGAAGAAUCUCGGCAUAUGGAUGUGCGAAACCACUCUUGAACAAUAUGGAAGAAAUUUAAUGAUCGCGCUUACGUACAUUUUUCUCACUGUAGCUACGAUAUUUCAAAUAAGAGAUUUGUAUUUCACCUGGAUCAACGAUAGUGACAUUCUUUACAACAUCACCAACUCUUUAAGCCUGUGGAUAGGAACAGUGAAGGUCUCUAUUGUACUGCUGCACAAAGUAGAAUUCCUAAACCUGAUUGUGUACAUGCGAGAGAAGUUCUGGACCGCCGACUACGAUGCACAUGAGAAAAAUAUUGUAGAUAAGUGCCGGAGAACUUGCAUUUUUUUCAUCUGCUGUGUUACAACCGUGGGAAUGUGCGUUAUGGCCUUGUACAUAAUAACACCGUUUCUUUCACAAAGUCAAAAUAACGACACCGAAAGAAGACUUCCAUUUAAUAUGUGGAUAAAACCAUUGUUGAUGACGCCCUUCUAUGAAUGCAUGAUUGUUAGUCAGAUAUUAAUAUUGUAUUACGUAGGACUUUGUUAUUUUUGCUUCGAUAACGUUUUUUGUCUUAUGGCCGUGCACUUGGCCGGGCAGUUUCGCAUAGUGCGAUACAGGCUCGAAACGUUGUGCGACAUAGAUUAUUAUAGCCACGUCGACGAGAAAAAUCCGGAACAACAAUUGCUGAGAACAGUUGACAGGAUUUACAGUAAAUUCAAGCAAUGCGUUCGGCAGCAUCAAGCGUUAAUUAAUUUCUACGAAAGCCUCCAGAACGUGUAUACGAUGAUCAUACUCGUACAAGUGUUAAUGUUCAGUUUAUUAAUUUGCUUGUUCGGUUAUCAGAUACUGCUGUCGCCCCAUGCCACCCUUGGAACACGUUCGAUUUUCGCCUUGCUCGUAGUCGGCGCUCUGUCUCUGUUGCUCAUGUUCACGUACAGCUGCGACGAAGUGAUAGAAAAAAGCGAGAGCAUAGCUUUAGGAGCAUACUCGGCGAUGUGGUCGAUCUUACCAAUGAGCCAACCUGGCAGAUUGUUACGCAAAGAUCUGAUCACGGUUAUCGUGAGAGCCAGGCGCGUCUGUUGUCUGACAGCGAAUGGAUUUUUCCCUGUGUCGCUUGAGACUUACACCUCGAUUUUAAGCACUGCGGCGUCGUACUUCACCUUGAUGAGGAGUAACGCUGAAGGCUAGCCGAACUUAUCUGAUCAAUUCUUAAAAUAUUCAGGGAAAGGUAGAUAUGAAAUGAAAUUAUGAUUCUGUCGACGACAAUAAGAGCUGUCCUCAACAAAAUCUGCGAGUACGCAGAAACUUGAACUGUUAAUCGAGUAAAUAAAAUUGUGUUUAGAAGCAACAAAGUGUUUUACGUAUCCACUUAUGCAUAUCCAGUUCCCGUCAGUCUUUUAAUUUCUAGUUAAAUAACAGGAAAAUUCACAAAUCUCGUCUUUGACCACGUCACGUUCCACUAUGACACUGCACAAU